CCUCCGCGGGCCGCGGUUCAAACGCCCCGCCCGGGUCGAGAGCGGCCCGAGGAAGCGGAGUAGGAGCCCGGCCUCCCUCACUGGCCUCCGUCUCGGCGGCACACCGCCCGGCCCCAUGGUCAAGCCCGUGGUCCCCGCCGCCGGCGCGUUUCUCUGGGUCCUGCUGCUGAGUCUGGGGCCCCGGGCGGCGGGGGCCCAGGGCUUGACCUCCACCGAGACGCAGCGGGUCCGCUUCGGGGUCCCCAUGUCCCGCAACUACCGGACCACCCUCCGGAGCGGCGGGCCCAAGAGGAUGAAAGUAACAAUGGAGGAUGAGGACGAUGUCGGGGCCAGUGUCGACCGCCUGGCCGGCCCGGCCGCCGCGGAGCUCCUGGCCUCCACAGUGGCCACGGGCGUCAGCAAGUCGAUAGUGUCGUCGUCGGAGGAGGAUGAGUCUUUGGAAGAGGGGGUUGUGAUUAACGCCAGAAGGAGUAACAUCACCGGAAAAGCUUUCAGCAGGACUACGAGGAUGCCCAGCUCCAGGUUUAAAGCAAACACCCAGGAGCCUGAGAUCAGGCUGUCUACAGACGUGCCGGCCAACACCUGGCAGCCCACUGGGGACGUGGCUCACCCCGACAGUACCAUGAGCCGGUGGUCCACGGCGGGGUCCACCCCAAACCGCUGGAUACCGGCCUCGCACACGGCCAUGCCUCCUCCCGAGGACGUGCGCCUGGUCCUGAUGCCCUGGGGCCCGUGGCACUGCCACUGCAGGUCAGGUACCAUGAGUCGGACCCGGGCGGGGAAGCUGCACGGCCUUUCAGGGCGCCUUCGAGUUGGGGCGCUGAGCCAGCUCCGCACGGAGCACCGGCCUUGUACCUACCAGAAAUGUCCCUGCAAUCGGCUUCGGGAGGAGUGCCCUCUGGACUCGGAUCUCUGCUCUGACAGCGGCUGCACCUCUCAGACCACCACCACCACCACCACCACCAGCACCACCACCACCAGCACCACCACCACUUCCCUGCCCCCCCUCAGCUCUAGGAUCAGACCCACCCCCUUCCUUUUCUUUGGCCCCAGCCCCAGCCCCAGCCCCAGCCCCAGCCCCAGUCCAGCCCUUGCUUUUUGGAGACGAGUCAGGAUCGGGCUGGAGGAUAUUUGGAACAGUCUGUCUUCAGUGUUCACAGAGAUGCAACCAAUAGAGAGAAACCGCAGGUAAUGGCCACUUCAUCCACAAGAGAAGGUGCCAGCAUCUCAACCUUUCCACCCCUUUCAAUCCCAGCACCCACUGGAUAUUUUUAGUACAGAAAAACAAAACUAGAAAAAAUUGUUUGGUCUUGCGUCUUUUUACAG
This is a messenger RNA of Canis lupus familiaris (dog), 1326 nucleotides long. It is a transcript of the gene C17H1orf56, whose product is annotated as chromosome 17 C1orf56 homolog. NCBI's taxonomy places the organism in Eukaryota, Metazoa, Chordata, Mammalia, Carnivora, Canidae. The record is from RefSeq and is a predicted model, not a curated record. The transcript is spliced from 2 exons. Bases 116 to 1192 code for a protein of 358 amino acids. Gene Ontology annotation, biological process: regulation of cell population proliferation.